GUAACGCUCCCCACGCCAACAUUUAGGACAUUCGUUGCUUGUCGCGGUUGGUUAUCAUACGACCGAGAUAUGGUUGAUUAGGUCUCUCUCAUUGCCCAAGACGUAGCGCAUUGCAUACUUCAACCAUGGACACAGGGGCAGAGAAUCCGGCCCCUGUGAGAACGGGGUUGAGACCUCCCUCGAAGAUAAUAAUGCCGUCUUCACCAUCACGACAGGGCGGCCUCAAAGACAUGUCCGAUGCUGCCGUCAACGCUCGCGGCACCAUGGCCCCUCCGCUCGGCCCUGUCAAACACAAGCUAGCAGCACUCCCGGAACCACCGUCAAAACGCUCCACCAUGGCGGACCGGGCCACCGAACCUCUCAACUCGAAACUCCCAGCUCCUCCCAACUCCCGGCCCGUCGGCGCUGCCACAAAGAAGAUGGCGGCGAAUGGCACGCGCGGCUUUGCUUCCUCCGCUAACGGUGCUCCGCGUUCGAACUUGACAAGGCCGGCCUCUGCCUCCUCCUUCAGCGGCAGCGCCAGUGUUGGAUACAACAGCAAGGUGGCGAGUGGGAACCAUUUCGGACGGAACAAAGCAUUCGCUGGGCAUGGGCGGAGCAAGUCACAAUACUACAACCCGCGGUCAGCUUCAUCAAUGACAGAUCGUGACGAAGAUCCUAGGCCUGAACGGCAAGUGUUCGACACCGAGAGCCGGAUGGAAUCCAUGGAACGCGAAUUCGCCGCAUUCAAACAGAAGAUGGAGGGCGAAGCGUCCCAAGCUAGCGGUCUGAAAGAGACCAUCAAGAUUUUGCAAUCCAGAGUCAGUGAAUUGGAGGCCCUCCGAACACAACUCACAGCGCUGAAUGAGGAGCUCAAAAGUGACCUGAAAGAUGCCAAAAGCUAUAUGGCAUCGGCGAACAUGGAAUUAGAGAAGGCGAGACGCGACCAUACCUUUGAAGUUGAUGACCUCCGUCGGAAGUACCGAAGCGAAAUGGAGGACAUGCAAGAUCGCUACCGUAAGGAGGCGGAUCGAACGAAGAGGGACAAUGAGGAAGCCGCCGAGAAGGUGCGGAAGGACUUUGAGACGCAGAUCGACAAGCUCCUCAAGAUGCAUAGCGAAGAGCUCGCUGAAAUGGAGAAAAGAUUGAGGAAGGAAGUCGAAGAGGAGCGGAGCAGACGCAUGCGCGAGACUUUGGAGCUGCAGACGGAGUACAAGAUGAAGCUUCAAAACGCCGGACUCGAGGCAGACACCAAGGAGCGCGAGAUCCUAAACGUCAAAGGAGAGCUCACGAACGUGCAGGCGGAGCUUGAUCGAGAGAGGACCUUGAAAACAGGAUUGCAAGCGCAACUGACCGAAGCCACAACAUUGAACCUGACCCUGGAGGCAUCCAACAAGGCCAUGAAGGAGAAGAUCAACUUCCUUGAAUCCGAUAGCCAAGCACAGUCUCAGGCUUUCAACGAUCUCCACCGCCGCAUGCAGGAGGCUAUUGAGGCAGCAGAACUUGCGAACGAGAAGCUCCGUCAGGAAGAAACUCUGCGGCGCAAACUGCACAACCAGGUCCAAGAGCUCAAAGGGAACAUUCGUGUCAUGUGCCGUGUCCGACCCCCCAGCGAAGCAGAAAGCGAGCCAGCUAAGAUCACGUUCCCUGAUGCCGACACGGACAGCAAAGAGGUUGCAGUCCAGGGUCCAGAGACAAAGAGUGCGCUUGGUAAUGUCACUACGUCAACGUACUCUUAUUCCUUCGAUCGUGUAUUCGGACCCAAGUCGCAGAAUGCCGAAGUAUUUGAAGAGAUCAGUCAACUGGUGCAGUCUGCCCUGGAUGGCUACAACGUGUGUAUUUUCUGCUAUGGCCAAACUGGGUCAGGCAAGACAUAUACCAUGUCUUCAGACGACGGCAUGAUCCCGCGUGCAACGGCGCAGAUCUACGCCGAAGCAACGCGGUUGGAAGAGAAGGGCUGGAAAUACAAGAUGGAAGGCAACUUUGUCGAAGUCUACAACGAGACGUACAACGACUUGUUGGGGCGAUCAGAGGACCUCGACAAGAAGAAGCUUGAAGUCAGGCACGACAUGGCCAAGAAGCAGACUACGCUGGAGAAUGCAGUUUCUGUUGAAUUGGACAGCCCGAACCGCGUUGAGGAGAUACUUAAGACGGCCAGUAAGAACCGGAGUGUGGCGGCCACGAAGGCGAAUAUGCGGUCGUCUCGCUCGCAUUCGGUCUUCAUCCUCAGACUCGUCGGCGUCAACCACAUCACCGGCGAGCGAAGCGAGGGCACGCUCAACCUUGUCGAUUUGGCGGGGAGUGAGCGGCUGGACCACUCCAAGGCAGAGGGUGCGCGAUUGAAGGAGACGCAGAAUAUCAACAAGAGUCUGAGUUGCUUGGGAGACGUGAUCAACGCGCUGGGUUCGGCGAAGGAGAGCGCGCACAUUCCGUACAGGAAUUCCAAGUUGACGUACCUGCUCCAGUACUCGCUCGGCGGAAACUCCAAAACGCUCAUGUUCGUCAUGGUGAGUCCGCUGCAGGCUCAUCUGCAGGAGACCAUUACCAGUCUCAAGUUUGCGACGAAGGUGCACAAUACGCACAUUGGGACGGCAAAGAAGCAGACUCGAGCUUAGGGAAUGUUCCUGGCCGUAACAGCGUAUGCGGAGAGGUUUUCGAGGAAUCUCGAUGGCGAGCUUGCACGCCUGGGUCGAGCCGAGAUAGACGAUUUGGGUACCAUGGACUCAUCCUGGAAAGGAUGGAUGGAGUCAACACGAGUGAGGUUUUGAUGGGUUCUGUGCAAUAGUUCUGCAGCGACAUGUGUCUUUUCUAUGCAGUUUCAUGGUCGACUUGUCCAAUGGAGUUUAUUGGGGGAGUAGUGUGGCAUAUUGUACAUAGCCCAUGGCUAACUACCCGCUGGAUCAAUCAUCUAUUUGUAAGCGAUGGUUAAAGUCAGAGUCAUGCCUUGGUUCACUUGGGUCAUUGUUUUCAACGACACCCUCUAUUCAUUUCUUUCAUCUUGGCUCGUUUGCCCACUCUAUACUCCCCGAUCUGCUGCUACCG
Westerdykella ornata is the source of this 3021-nucleotide messenger RNA. Its product is annotated as kinesin-domain-containing protein. Gene Ontology annotation, molecular function: microtubule motor activity; ATP binding; microtubule binding. The record is from RefSeq and is a predicted model, not a curated record. The transcript has 6 exons. Bases 126 to 2594 code for a protein of 822 amino acids. Gene Ontology annotation, biological process: microtubule-based movement. Lineage: Eukaryota; Fungi; Ascomycota; Dothideomycetes; Pleosporales; Sporormiaceae.